Ilyonectria robusta is the source of this 669-nucleotide messenger RNA. RefSeq names its product aminotransferase. Gene Ontology annotation, biological process: carboxylic acid metabolic process. The transcript has a single exon. Lineage: Eukaryota; Fungi; Ascomycota; Sordariomycetes; Hypocreales; Nectriaceae. Bases 1 to 669 code for a protein of 222 amino acids. Gene Ontology annotation, molecular function: catalytic activity. The record is from RefSeq and is a predicted model, not a curated record.
AUGAUCAUAUCACGAGACUUGACGCUAGCUGCAAGAAGAUCCGACUUCAGCUGCCCAUGUCGCGAGAAGAAGAUGAAGCAAACGCUUUGCGAUAUGCUGGCCAAGAGGGGCAUUCGCGACGCCUUCAUCCAGCUCAUUGUCACCCGGGACAUCAAAGGUGUCCGCGAAUCUGAGCCACACGAGCAUGUUAACACUCUGUACAUGUUCAUUCAGCCGUACAUUUGGGUCAUGGAGCCUGAAAUGCAGUUGACUGGUGGACUCGCCAUCAUCGCCUGGACAGUUCGCCGCACACCCCCCGGCUCAAUCGAUCCUACUGUCAAGAACCAUCAAUGGGGUGAUCUCACCUGUGCCAUACAGGAUGCUCGGGAUCGGGGCGCCAAGUAUCCCUUCCUUACUGAUGACGAUGCCUACUUUACUGAAGUAUCCGGCUUUAAUGUCGUUUUCGUAAAGGAUGGCAAGAUCUUCACGGCUGACCGGGGUGUCUUGGAGGGCAUUACGUGUAAGAGUGUCUUUGAUGUCGCUCGGGCGAAUAACAUUGAGAUCCGAUGCGAGGUUGUUCCUGUGGCUCUCACUUAUGAGGCUGACCUUGUGCCUUCUUUACUGUCUGAGCUUUUUGCGCACAUGUCUUGUAUUUUAUGCUUUUCUCUACCCGCUUCGCUUGCCACUUAA